Molecule: messenger RNA, 783 nt
Organism: Acaulospora morrowiae
Lineage: Eukaryota; Fungi; Glomeromycota; Glomeromycetes; Diversisporales; Acaulosporaceae
Source: the annotation of a GenBank genome assembly
AUGUCGACAAUUAUAAAGAUUGUUAAUUUACUGGCUUACAUAUUUCUUUUAGGUGCUAACGUUUAUUCUGGUUUUGUUGAUGACAAAGAUGAUUCUCCAUACCACAGCGGUCAUAAUUCUUUUAUUACCCCGGCACCCUUCGCCUUUUCUAUUUGGGGUGUUAUCCAUUUCUUGUUAGGAGGAUUUGUUGUUUACCAAUUCUUUAGUUCAGCUACCGAAGCCGUUGUUGAUGGUAUUUCCUGGCAUUUCCUUGCGAUCGCCGUAUGGAACUUCUUCUGGCUUUUCUCCUGGCAAAAUGGAUAUCUUCUUUUCGCAUGGAUUUUUAUCCUACUCACUUCCACCCAAAUUUCCUUCGUCUACUAUACCAUCAAAUAUAAAUAUCCAUCUCAAAAUAUCAACGACACGCUUUGGAUUCACACCCCAUUUUCCUUAUAUCAUUCUUGGAUCAUCGUGUUGGCUGUGAUUUCAACUUUUGUUACCUUCCUUCCUGACAAGACAAGUCACGACGAUGAACCCGAUCUCCUUACGAAAAUAUUAGUCAUUAUUGGAUUACUCUUCCUCGAGGCAACUGCUGUUAGCUAUGUUGAAAAAUUCAAAGCAGAUGUUGCUGGAGCUAUUGUAAUUACAUGGUCGUUGUAUGGCAUUGCAGCCGAACAGACUGAUCCAUGGAUACAUUGGACUGCUCUUGUCUUAGCUAUCAUUUCAAAUAUUCACAUCAUCGUUCCAUUCGUCAAGAAGUAUUACUUUGGCUCUCGCGAAGAAAAUACACGUUUGUUAGGUUAG